UAACCAAUCAACGAUUACUUUCGGUGUUGCUAACAGAAAGAAAUCCUGAAUCUACAAAAAAAGUUCAGAGGUUCAUUCGUACUUCGGAUGAUCUGACUAAAAACAACAUUUUAAAAUGAAAGAGGACAAAGAGAAUGCCCGUCCGAGGGAGAAAAAAAUUGAGACAAAAUGUGAAGAAAACGAGAAGCAGGAAAAGCCUAGUAAAGAGAAGAAGGAAGCGAUGACAAAGAUAGUGGUCCGCCGUCUCCCACCCAGUCUAACUAAAGAGGAGUUGGAGGAGCAACUCCAGCCCCUUCCCGAGGUUGACUCCCUGGAAUUCUUCUCCAAUGACACGAGCCUGUUCCCCUACCUGUUCUCAAGGGCUUAUAUCAAUUUCAAGAACCAAGAGGAUAUUGUCCUUUUCCGAGACCGGUUUGAUGGAUAUGUUUUCAUAGAUAACAGAGGAAUGGAAUAUCCAGCCAUUGUUGAGUUUGCACCUUUUCAAAAGAUUGCCAAAAAGAAGAGUAAGAAGAAAGAUGCAAAAGCUGGUACUAUUGAUGAAGAUGCUGACUACAAGAAAUUUCUGGAGUAUUAUAAUGGAGAUGACGAAAAACUGACAUCUACUCCUGAAACGCUGCUGGAGGAAGUAGAGGCUAAAACAAAAGAGUUAGUCGCUAAAAAAACAACUCCUCUCUUGGACUUCCUUAAAAACAAACAGCGGAUCCGGGAGGAGAAGAAGGAGGAGCGGAGGCGACGGGAACUGGAGCGCAAGCGACUGCGGGACGAGGAGCGCCGCAAGUGGCGGGAGGAGGACCGGCGGAAACGCAAGGAGGCGGAGAAGCUGAAAAAAGGAGAGAAAAACCACGAGAAAGAGGGAGACAAAUCUAAGGAAGAGCCAAAGAUUAAGCUCUUGAAGAAGCCAGAGAAAGGCGAUGAUGCGGACUCAGAAAAGCCCAAAGACAAGGUAAAGAAGUCCGAAAAGGACAAGCUGAAGGAGGACAAGGCUUUGGGCGGCAACGACUCGAAGAAGCGGCAAAACAACGAAAACCGUGAGGACCGGGGAAGGAACAGGCCAGAGGACGAGGGGCGGAAGGAGCACAGAGACCGGGACGUGGAACGUGACCGGGAGCGUGACCGGGAGCGUGACCGGGACAGGGACCGGGACCGGGACAGGGACCGGGACCGGCGUCAGAAAGAGAAGGAGCGCUUGAGGAGACAGGACGAUGAGAGACGGAGGAGGAGGGACCGCCACGAUGGGGAGAACUACCGGAAACGCGACGAGGAGGGAAAGAAGGAGAAAGACCGUGUCUGGGAGAAGAGGAAGCACGAGAACACCGGAGACCCCCCUGGUCACGCUGAUAAACCCGAGAAGCCCUCCAAAGACGACAAAAAGGACGACAGUUCCAAAAGAGACCGUGUCAGAAACAAGGAUCGCCCCGCCAUCCAGCUGUACCAGCCGGGGGCCAGGAGCCGCAACCGGGGAGGAGACCUCCCGGCCGCGGCGGACAGGAAGCCGGAGGGCGAGGCCAAGAGUCCGCGCGAGAAAGCGGAAGACUGACGAAAACGAGCGAGAGAGGAAACGCUCGAGAGAGAGACGAGCGAGGCCUCGGGCGUCGAAGCGAACUCAGCCGAGGACGGGCGUCGGGGGGGGGCUGCCUCACUCUCCCUCCUCUCCCUCCGCGACAUACGUGCCUGUGUCUCCCCCCCAGUGCCUGAACCAGCCCCCAGUUUUAGUCUCUGCCUCUGAGAGAGAGAAAAAAAGCCAGGGAAAGCUUUCACUUUCACAAAAUGUCAGCUCAGAAAUGGGGGCUUGCUACGAGAGGCCAAAGCUCAUUGGACCAAGUGAACCGAAAGUGACCUUACGUAGGACACAGAGCCAAACGUUUGCUGUACUAUGCAGUAGAGUAGCUGUGGUUCAUAUAAUGCAUUUGGAAGGCCAGCUCCUUAAUGAGUUAAUGCCUACACGCCGUGCCCAAAAGAGGGACAUAUAGAAAGCUCCUCUGCCUUUUUAUUAUUAUUAUUUUUUUUUAAGUGUGAAGGCUCCCAAUGACAGUAUCCUGUUCUUCCUCACCUAGUCGGUCCCGUCACUCUUUAGAAAGCAGUGUAUAUGUAUGACUUAAUUCCACACGUGCUGUCAGUCCAUUUCUGUGGUUCCCAAAGCAUGUGUGCACAGUUCUGUUCCUGUCAAAAGGAGCCUUUCUUUGGCGGAGCUGUUUGGUUUUGGUUCUGAUGUAGGGCUAAGGAUGUGCACGACGGCUGCAUAGUAUGCUACUACAGCUUGCAAGCUUAAAAAUAACUACUCAAUUUCAGGGGACGUCUGCUGCUCCCCACAACUGCUCACGUGACAUGAAAGAUGUGUGAAAUAAAGUACAUUUGUAUAACCCGUUUCACUAUUGGAAA
Messenger RNA from Conger conger (European conger), 2379 nucleotides. RefSeq names its product UPF3B regulator of nonsense mediated mRNA decay (gene upf3b). Gene Ontology annotation, biological process: nuclear-transcribed mRNA catabolic process, nonsense-mediated decay; positive regulation of translation. Gene Ontology annotation, cellular component: nucleolus; cytoplasm. Lineage: Eukaryota; Metazoa; Chordata; Actinopteri; Anguilliformes; Congridae. The coding region runs from base 116 to 1537 and encodes 473 amino acids. Gene Ontology annotation, molecular function: mRNA binding. The record is from RefSeq and is a predicted model, not a curated record. The transcript has 10 exons.